Messenger RNA from Mercenaria mercenaria, 1584 nucleotides. Its product is annotated as p21-activated protein kinase-interacting protein 1-like. The transcript has 10 exons. The record is from RefSeq and is a predicted model, not a curated record. Gene Ontology annotation, molecular function: protein binding. Bases 86 to 1414 code for a protein of 442 amino acids. NCBI's taxonomy places the organism in Eukaryota, Metazoa, Mollusca, Bivalvia, Venerida, Veneridae.
AUUUUCUAAUCAAAACAAGCUUUUGUGUUUAGAUUUAACACAUAUUGUGAUGACGUAGUUCACAACCACAUGUCCAAAUGUCAACAUGGAACUGGUUGUUGGAACGUAUGACGAAGUAAUCCUUGGAUUCCGUGUUGUAGAAGUUGGAUCUGGAUUACAAGUGGAAGCAAGCUUUACUGAUCAUUCUCAUGCUGGAUGUGUGAAAUGUGUAGCUAUAUCAGGGAAAGGUGUUCUAGCAUCGGGAAGUACAGAUGAAACAAUCCGACUCCUUAAUAUAAGGAAGCAGAAAGAGUUAGGCUCACUUGUUCACCACAACGGUACUGUAACAAGCUUAGAGUUCCAUAAAGGAUUUUUGUUCAGUACGAGUGAAGACAAAACUUUGUGCUUGUGGAAAACUUUUACCUGGGAGUGUCUCAGAACUUUCAAAGGACACAAAGCAGCCACAGAUUGUGUUUCUGUCCAUCCCAGUGGCAAGCUGGCUCUCACAGUCGGAAGAGAUCGAGCCUUGCAUACAUGGAACCUAAUUACUGGAAGAUCUGCUUUUAUCACAAACCUAAAACAAGUUGCUCACAUUGUGAAGUGGAGUCCUGAUGGGGACAAGUAUGCCAUUGUUAUAGGAAAUACUGUGAACAUUUACUCUGUUGAGACAGCAGAAGUAGUGCUGACUGUGAAAGCAGAUGCUCAUAUCAACAGUCUGGUAUAUUUAAAUAAUGAUGUGUGUUGCUAUGGAGGUGAGGGGGGCAGUGUCAUUUUUCAUAACGUCACAGAUGAUAAACGGCUACACACAUGUGAGACAGGUGCAAACAGAGUGAAGAGUUUCUGCAUCAGCUCUCAUAAGUUCCAAGAGGUAGCAGAGUGUAAGAUUUUAUGUACAGCAAGCAGUGAUGGUGUAAUCAAGUUAUACAAGAUCAUAGAGAAUCAGAAGAAGAUAAAUACAGAGUUGUUGAUAGAACACAGCACAGGUUUUCGUGUGACAUGUCUAGCUGCAUUCAGUAAUACUGAGGAAACAAACGCUCCUACUGAAGUUGUUAAACAAAAACAAACUGUAAUGGAACAUAAUGAUACCAGCAGCAGUGAAUCUGAUGAGAGUGAUCAUAUAGAAACUAACAAACCUUCCAAGACUGAGAAAGACACUAAUGUUAACAAAAAGUCGCUAAAAGAUGUACAUAAAGGUGAAAUAGAUAGAAAGCCAAAGAAUAGGAAAAGGAAAUUGAAUGAAGCAGUCAACAGUCAGUCCAUUAAAGAGAAGCAGAAAGAACUAUCAAGUUCAGUAAAGAAACAGCAGAAAGCAAGCAAACAACAGAAAGUGGAUACAAAAUCCAGUAAUGGUACAGUGUCCUUCAUUUCUACAGCAGCAAAUAAAAAGAAGAAGUUUAAGAAGAAGAAAAAGAAGAAACAAAAGACUGUGUCUUGAUUUCUCAUAACAGACCAGAAAAAAAUACAACUUCACCUCUGUUUGAAGUUCUGUGCAAUUGAUUUUCAGUUCCUAGAAUUGGUUUUAAUUUUAAGUAAAAUCAUUGGAAAAAAAAUUCAAUCCCCAAAUCAUGGUUUUACACAAAAAUAAUAAAUUUUAAUCAUGAAAAA